Molecule: messenger RNA, 3335 nt
Organism: Branchiostoma floridae (Florida lancelet)
Lineage: Eukaryota; Metazoa; Chordata; Leptocardii; Amphioxiformes; Branchiostomatidae
Product: polynucleotide 5'-hydroxyl-kinase NOL9-like
Exons: 14
Coding region: 83-2167 (694 amino acids)
Biological process (GO): cleavage in ITS2 between 5.8S rRNA and LSU-rRNA of tricistronic rRNA transcript (SSU-rRNA, 5.8S rRNA, LSU-rRNA)
Cellular component (GO): nucleus
Molecular function (GO): polynucleotide 5'-hydroxyl-kinase activity
Source: RefSeq, a predicted model, not a curated record
GCGGCGCACAUGUGAAAGUUUCGCCGUGUUUUGCUCCCAGCAAUAUUUCGGUGAUUUGCUACUUUCAAAGCACAAAGACCACAUGGAUCAUGCAAUGGUGAAGAAGAGGAAAAGAAGGCCAAGGAAGUCGAAAGCAGAACAACGCGCAAAGGCUCUGCGGUCUAUUAAAGAUUCCAAAGGUUCUGACGUGCAGACGACCGUGUCACGGAAAGCCAUCGCAACAGCAGCCAGCUUGAUACCUAACCAGAACAUGGUAAAAAAUGUCCAGUCAAAACUGGGGACAAAACAUGAGAGAUUAAAACUUAAAAAGGCCAAGAGUAAGACUCUGGCACCUAACGGCCAUGACACACAACAUGGGAAUAGAGUGAGCAGUUCUACUUCGCCUGCCUCAUUAUCAACUGCGUCUUCAACUUUAGUUCCUGCAACUUGUAGGGUAAUUGAGCAGAAGCAUGCAGAGGAGUAUAUCUUAGUGAUAGAGCAUUGCCAGGAGGUUUGUUUCCAUGGAAAAGCCUUGGUCAGCUGUCUACAUGGAUCUGUAUUCAUCUAUGGAUGCACCCUCCACCCUGGACAGAAACCUUUACCUGUUUAUGCACCAAGGACUCACUCAGCUCUGUUCAUCACUCCUCUUCCACACGAGGAAAAAGAAGUAGUGUCAGAGCAUGUGAAACAACUUUUAGGGAAGGAUAUCAAGGAGGACACUGUUGUUGUGCUGCUUCAGAAGCUGACGUGUCCAAUGGUGGAUUAUGUGACAAGUGUGAAGGAGUAUGCUAAUGUCUUCUACUGGGAAAACAAGAGCAAGGAUAAAGAGGUAGAAAGAGUGAUGUCAUUGGAGGAUAGUAAGCUCCUGGAGUCCAUCGGUUUCCACGUGGUGGACGACCUCUCCUCACCUCGGCUGUUCACACCUGACCCUGUCAGGUCAGCCCUGUCAGACGUCUUGGAACAGGUGGAACUUGCAGUCACCAAGGGCACCGCAGCACCAGUCAUCCUGUUGUGUGGAGGCAAGAAUGCAGGGAAGUCCACUCUGGCAAGAUUUCUCAUCAAUCUUAUUCUUUCCAGUUGUGGAGAGGUGUACCAUCUAGAGUGUGACAUUGGGCAGACAGAGUUCACUCCGUCUGGGUUUGUGUCCCUGACCCACGUGAACACACCCACGGUCGGCCCACCCUUCACCCAUCAGAAGACACCUGACAGGUGUUGUUACUAUGGUCACCUAAGCCCAGGUGAUGACCCAGACAGGUAUGUCAGGACAGUAAGGUAUGUGCACCAGGGGUACAGGGGUGAUGCACCACUCAUUGUUAACACCAUGGGGUGGACACAAGGUAUGGGAUUACACCUGCUGAUGGACACGAUACACCUGGUGCACCCCUCCCACAUUCUGCAGCUGAAGGGGAGGAAAUCAGCUCAAGACUUACCACAGCUCUCUCCUGAGUUCCUACAUACACAGCCUGGCUGGACAUAUGCUAAUAUACAGGGAGAGAAAAACAAGAAUGAUGAUGAUGAUGACACUGUGCCUGUCAACCCAGAAUUGGUGUACCUACAAGUUGGGAAUGACAUGCCACGGCAUACAUGGUUCACAGCAUCCGAGUUUCGCUCCAUGGCCCUGAUGGCCACCCUCCGCUCCCUCCAGCCAGACAGAGGUGUCCUCCCCCUGAACGCCCUCACCCCCAGGGUGGUCCCCUGGAGCGCAGUGGCAGUGCACGCCUGCAACGCUGACGUUCCCCCUACACAGAUCAUGUACGUGCUGAAUGCCAGUUUGGUAGCCUUGUGCCAGGCAGAUGAUAAUGAGUUGUCCAGGCUGAGACAGAGGGCGCUGCCAGAUGGGCCAGUUGUGCUACAGGACACACCCAUCUGCCAGGCUGUUGGCAUAGGUGUAAUCCGAGGCAUAGACAUGGAGAGGAGACUGUUCUACCUCCUGACGCCUGUGGAAGAGGAUAGGCUACCAAGGGUUAACGUCCUACUGUGUGGUGCGCUGUCAGUCCCCACACCCCUCAUGUUGCAACAAACUGUAGAAGGACCUGUGCCUUAUGUGACGUCAGACUUCUCACCGGAUGGAGACAUCUUUGGUGCCACUCCACUAAGGAUCAGAAAGAAUCUACAGAGGGAACGUCGCCAAACUGGGGGAACAUCAGGAAUGGGAUUUGCCAGUCUCAACCAACAGGAACUUACUUAAUAUACUUUCUGAACUAUCUAAUGUAACAGGAUGGAUAUUUCUUCAAUUAAAUGGGCCAGAAAUGAUCAGUCCUUAAAUCAGAAGUACAAAAUCUAUUUUUAUAGAUGUUUUCACAUUUACACCAAGUGCACCAAGCUGCAUUGGGUUUUUUUUUGGGGGGGGGGGUUCAAACAUUGUCCCUUUGAAAAAUUCAAUCAUUAGGAACUCACUUUAUGUAUUUUUUUUCAUGCAACAACAAUGAUUUUUUUAAUUGUAUGAGCCAGAAAUGUAGCAUCAGUUCUCAAAUCAAAAAUACAAAAUGUAACGUUAGUGUAUAUGAAAUAUUAAAACAUGUUUUUGCUGGUUAUUUGCUAAAUACUUUCAAACGCGGUAUGUGUUCGAACUCACUCAAGUGUGGGCAGAAGUGUGAACUGAUGCCUAUUUCAAAGUCAACUACUGAAAAAUAAGUUCAACUGCUUUGUAAGGAAGGUCAUAGAAUUUCAAAUCAACUCCAUAUGAGGAGUACCUCUAGAUGCACUGGUACAAAGGUCAAGUGCCUAGGGCCAUGGACAUCACCCAGGACUGCAGUAAAAUGAUAAGCUUGGUGUGCCAAUCAUCAGGAUUUAAGAUGAACUUUGCUGACCCCUGUACCUUGCCUGGAGGAACCUUGCUGUCAUUGAUAGACAGAAACAAUUAUUGGACACAACAGGACAAUUGAUCACUCACCAUGGCCAGGGAUAAACGUUACUGUUUUGAGCCCAACAAUGUGGAGUCAUGGUUGCCUCAGGGGACCCAUGAACUUGUAGACUUAGUGUAGGUUUGGUGUACACAGAUGUGUACGAGAUAACCAAGCUUGUAAAGGCUUAGUGCAGGUUAAACCAGAACAACAUUGUGCAAUGCUGUACCAUGACAUAAAUAUACACGGGUGCAAAAUCCAGUAUAUUUCCCUAUUUAUACUUAUACAUAGUAUAUGGGAAACAAAUUAAUUCUUUGAUAGGACAUAAGAGAGCUACAUGUACAUUGUAACUUAAAAUCUAGUUUAAUUGUAAUUUUUUACUCCUAUAAUUAUAAUGAUAAGGUUGGCACUUACUCAAUACAUGUAUAUCCUUUUGAUUUCUACUUCAUAAUAUUCUCUAGGUCCCUAUAUUUACAUAGCUGAUGUUUGCAAGAUGAACAAAGUUGCCGUAUA